GGUCGGAGUUUAUGUAGUAAUGGCGGCGUUAGCGAUGGACGAACCUGCGUCUGAAAAAGAUGCGAUUGCAGAGGGAUUGCUUGACCUUUUGAAGCCGUCUGUACAGCAGCUCGAUUUACAUGUACACUCAAUGAGAGAGAGCCAGGUGGAGUUGAGAGAGCACAUUGACAAUCUAGCCUCAGAACUUGGCCGAAUAAAUGAGCACCAGAAGGUUUCACUAGACCUUGACCCAUAUGUGAAGAAACUGCUUAACGCAAGACGCAGAGUUGUGCUAGUAAACAACAUACUGCAAAAUGCCCAGGAACGACUGAGGCGACUAAACCAUAAUGUAGCCAAGGAGACCGCACGACGAAAAACGAUGCUGGAGGCAUCGGGAGCAUUCAUCACACGUCCAUCCGGCAAACCAUGAACCGGUCCCUCGCUUUAAUACAUACAAGUCAUAUCUUAGCGCUGUUCAAUUUAAAAAUUGCAAUUUUGAAUCGCCAGAACCAUGUUACUCCGUGAUUGGCUGUCGGCAUAACUUUAUUGAAUUUCCCAUUAAGACACAGGCCGAAUCAUUUCUGGAAAUAAACACAACUAUGUGGACAGAGGGUGAAAGACAUGACAAAAAUUCCAGAAUCAAGUAGUUUGACUUAAGUUCUUAAGUUAACAUUACAGACUAUUGGUACAUAUGGAUAACCAAACAAGUAAGACUAUUAAGUUUUGUUAGAUUACGUUGUUUUAAUAUAAUAUAAUUUUUUUUACUUUGUUACACAAAACCUUUUAGUGAUCUACUGUGUUCACUGAUUUAUUUUCAGUACAUUGCAAAUUAUUUCCAUUUAAUUUGACAUUUAAAAUAAUCUCCAUGUGUGAUGCUUUCAAAAUGUUGUAUUGCAGUAGAUGGAAAUCACUAGUGUCUGUAGCGUUAGCAAAAUUAAUUUUUCAGUCCCUACCAAACUUAAUAGACUAUGCUUGUGAAUGUUUUAUUAACAUUUAUUUUCAAUAUCAAUUUCUAACUCCACAAAAAAUAAAUGACUUAAGUCGAGGCUGUAUAGGCCAUAUGUUAUACUUUAUCUCAUAUAUACUACUGCAAUUAUCUGACUUACACAUUGAAUCGUACUAGCCUACUGUAAGUCCUCAUUUAUCAAAUAUUGCAUAACUUUGAUUCAAUUUUUUUUGCCAGCAGGGCAAUGUUGUUGAGCAUGAGUGUUAUAAUGAGCAUUGUUGUACACACACUUCAGUUGUGUCGCUUAAUGACGUUGAAGCUACGCAGGCCGUGAAAACAAAGAAUGCAAUCUGAUUCAGAGCAGAAUGUUCUGAAACUGGUUGGCGGAGAAUGGCACAGA
Gadus macrocephalus (Pacific cod) is the source of this 1325-nucleotide messenger RNA. RefSeq names its product SNAP associated protein (gene snapin). Gene Ontology annotation, molecular function: SNARE binding. The transcript has 4 exons. Gene Ontology annotation, cellular component: BLOC-1 complex; synaptic vesicle; BORC complex. The coding region runs from base 20 to 409 and encodes 129 amino acids. The record is from RefSeq and is a predicted model, not a curated record. NCBI's taxonomy places the organism in Eukaryota, Metazoa, Chordata, Actinopteri, Gadiformes, Gadidae. Gene Ontology annotation, biological process: lysosome organization; synaptic vesicle exocytosis; endosome to lysosome transport.